AUGCCGCUCAGAUUGAGAUUGUUCGAUGAUGCAAUUUCCAGAUUCGUUGACGACUGCGGGGUUUCCUCGGCUGAACUCGAGGCCAUGUUGACGCCUAGAGGAAAAGGGAACAGAAUCUGCAUGAAAGACGAUCAUGAAAUGGACACGCCUUUGUCUAUUAAAAUUCCCGCAAAACCGUUGAUGCGACGACGCGCUGCGUUUGACGUCAGACGCAGCAUCUUUACAGGAAAGCGCUCUGCUGACGUACACUUAACAGAGGAGUCACCAAUACAUGCAUUCAAAAAGGCCAAAGAUAUUUCGUGUAUAACUCCCGAAUCCAAAGAACGUUUAACAAACGGGAUCAUCAGCGCGGUCGAAACGCUUGAAAUCGGAAACGACAUGAUCGCUGACGGAUCAAGCAAAUACUCACUUCCGAGAAUUCCCGGAAAGAACAAAGACCUUUCGUCCAUCUCACCGGAUGUGACGGCUGAUAUUAUUCGUGGAAGCUUCAGUGACGUCAUUGGUGACGUGACCAUUGUGGAUUGCCGUUACCCGUACGAGUUCGAGAGAAAAGCUUGCUUCAGAAACCAGUACCGGUUCCUUCGCGAGCAAGACCGAAUGUUAAACAGCGACAGGUACCCGCGUCUCAACUUCCCGGAAGUGCACCUACUCCAUGGCGGAUACAAGGACUUCUUCAACAUGUAUCAGGACCUGUGUGAUCCAAUCAGCUACAAACCCAUGUUGCAUGAGAACCACGCAGCCGACCUACGUCACUUCCGGGUGAAGUCUAAAUCCUGGACGGGGGAGGACGGUGAUCAGAAGACGAGUAGACGACACCGCAGUCGUCUAGGCCGCCAUCUUAGUUUUUGA
Messenger RNA from Mya arenaria, 849 nucleotides. RefSeq names its product M-phase inducer phosphatase 1-like. Gene Ontology annotation, molecular function: protein tyrosine phosphatase activity. Gene Ontology annotation, cellular component: nucleus; cytoplasm. NCBI's taxonomy places the organism in Eukaryota, Metazoa, Mollusca, Bivalvia, Myida, Myidae. The coding region runs from base 1 to 849 and encodes 282 amino acids. The record is from RefSeq and is a predicted model, not a curated record. Gene Ontology annotation, biological process: positive regulation of G2/M transition of mitotic cell cycle; G2/M transition of mitotic cell cycle; positive regulation of G2/MI transition of meiotic cell cycle. The transcript has 5 exons.